Messenger RNA from Hemicordylus capensis (graceful crag lizard), 4043 nucleotides. RefSeq names its product DNA ligase 1 (gene LIG1). Gene Ontology annotation, biological process: DNA biosynthetic process; lagging strand elongation; DNA recombination. Gene Ontology annotation, cellular component: nucleus; mitochondrion. Gene Ontology annotation, molecular function: DNA ligase (ATP) activity; ATP binding; DNA binding. NCBI's taxonomy places the organism in Eukaryota, Metazoa, Chordata, Lepidosauria, Squamata, Cordylidae. The record is from RefSeq and is a predicted model, not a curated record. The coding region runs from base 1057 to 3804 and encodes 915 amino acids. The transcript is spliced from 27 exons.
CGUGAGGGCGCCUGGCACUUUACAGAGUGCCGAUAGAAAGUCAAGUCCGCCCAAGGCCCUUCCGAUAUAAUAUUUGUCACCGAAAAAGACAACAGUGGGAGGAGGAUGACAGGGAGGGCCAACUGGACAAAUAUGUGUUCAGUGUCCCUGUGCGGAGAGGGGAUGUCUAAGCUAGGAGGGAUUGUGCCCACGUCAUUGUGGGAAAGGGUGUUUUGUGUGGUGUUUUUUUUAGUUUUUAAAGAGGGAUCUGAAGGAAGAGAAAUAUCAAGGAGAGAAUUCUAGUCUUACCUGAUGUUUAAGUUCUUCGUUUGUGUUUUGUGACUCUUAACACUUUUCUAUUACUUAUGCAGUGAAUGAGAGUGGUUGGUGGUUCAUUUCACAAGCAGCUGUCAUUCAGAUCUAUGUUGCCUAGAAUGUGGUUUGAGGGAUUUUGAGAAGAGGGGUAGGAGUACAGUAAUCAUUGGAAGAAGGAAAAAAAGGAAUAGGGUGCAUGCAUGUUUGCCUUUAAUGCCUUUUGAGUGUGCACUUUUGCAUGUGCAUGCCCUACUUUGUAAGAAUGUUAAUGUGGGAUAGGAAAAGGGGGUAGGGGGGCAACGUAACUCUUUAAAAUCAGACCGCCAGAAUGAAUGCCUGUCUGUGUGACUGGCAGACAGCACAGGGAGGAAAGGGUCCAGGGCCAUUGGGACCCCCUGCCACUGAGCUCGUUUUGCCCUCACUGCAACACAGUCUGCAAAAGCAGGGCUCUAUGCCCACCCCGCCCCCAGUGAAUGACCACAUACACUUACAUGGAAGAAAGUAAAGGAGUAUGGUCAGGAUACUAGUGUGAUGGGAGCUAAAACUGCCCUUUGUGUAAUCUCACACAUUAUUAUUCAUCUUCAUAGCCUCAUCCUGGGUCAUGUUUCUGGGUCAUGCCACGUUGUGGCCUGAGAAAGAACAGGAUCUGACAGCUGUCCUAUUCCAUGAACCUCACUUGUGUUCUUCGUACCUUGUGGAGCUGGCCCACUGAGCUAUUCCCCUGACAGUAGGUUUAGUGCCUACUUUUUCCAAACCUCCACUAUGCAGAGUACCAUACGAUCAUUCUUCCAGCCUUUGGCACGGACAAAGCCUGGAAAAGAGACAACAGAAAAGAAAAUCCCGAAAGAGGAACUGACCCCAAAAAGAGAACCAGCACAUUCUGAACAGCUGGUGAAUGGUACAACUUUCUGUGCAGCCAAGAAAGUUGCCAAGCUCCAUAACAGUGAAGAGGAUUCUGGGAAGCCAGGAGAAAACGAUGUAGAGGGACGAGACUGCAAACAGGCAUCUGACUGUGUUCCUGAGCAAAAGAUUCCUGCAGAUAGCAUCGCUCCAAUAUCCUGCCCAACUGCCUCUAAUUCACCUGCACCCUCCAGCAUCCCCCGGCGUAGAACUGCACGCAAGCAGAUCCCCAAACAUAAAGCAGAGGAAGAAGCUGGCAGCCAUGACAAUACCCAGGAAAACCUUAGUGCCAAAAGAAGGAAAUGUGAUGAUGUUGAAGAUGAUUCAAGAAGGGAGCUGGAUGAGAGACCCAUAGAGGUGGAUGAGAGACCCAUGGAAGAAGCAGAAGAUAAUGAUUCAAAGCUGGUAGAGCAUAAAACAGAAAAAAAUGCAGAGAAAGAGAAAAUUCCAUUGCCUCCCAAAUCAUCCAGCAAGCCUAUUCCUAGUUUUUUUGCUCCCAGGAAAGCCUCUGUGAAAGCAGGGAAAAAGCAGGAGCCAGUGAUGAAAGAAAAUAUAUCUGCACCAAAGAGCUGUAAGGAAGUCAGAAGCCAUGAAUCUGAUAGCACAGCUGGUGGUACCCUCAAGCCAUCUCUUACACUUGACCCUGCCGAUUACAAACCUGCAAAGGGCAGCUAUCAUCCUAUCCAUGAUGCUUGCUGGGGCUCUGGCCAGAGGGUACCAUACCUGGCUGUGGCUCGUACUUUUGAGUGGAUUGAGGAGGAGUCUGCCCGGCUGAAAAUCAUAGAGACUCUCAGCAACUUGUUCCGCUCUGCUAUUGUUUUGUCUCCAGAAGACCUGCUGCCCUGUGUUUACCUUUGUCUCAAUCGGCUUGGUCCAGCAUACGAGGGCCUAGAGCUGGGUAUAGGCAAAACUAUCCUCAUGAAAGCCUUGGCUCAGGCCACUGGUCGGCAGCUUGACCAGAUCAAGGCAGAGGCAGCAGAGAAAGGGGACCUGGGUUUGGUGGCUGAGAGCAGCCGGACCACCCAAGGCAUCAUGUUUGCCCCACCCAAGCUUGGUGCUGCUGCUGUCUUUAGCAAGCUGCAAGCAAUUGGGCGCAUGACGGGAAGCUCUUCCAUGAACAAGAAGAUUGAUAUUAUCAAGGGCUUGUUUGUUGCUUGUCGCCACUCAGAGGCUCGUUACAUUGCUCGGUCACUGGAAGGGAAACUGCGGAUUGGGUUAGCAGAGCAGUCUGUCCUGUCAGCUCUAGCUCAGGCAGCAUCGCUCACUCCUCCAGGACAAAAAUUUCCUCCAGAGAUUCUGGAUGCUGCUAAGGGCAAGUCUGCAGAGGCACGCAAAGCGUGGCUGGAGGAGAGAGCCCUAAUUGUUAAGCAGGCCUUCUGUGAGUUGCCAAAUUAUGACAUAAUUGUGCCUGUCCUCCUGGAACAUGGUGUCCAGAGCCUGCCUCAGCACUGCAAGAUCACACCAGGAAUUCCUCUGAAGCCGAUGUUGGCCCACCCAACCAAGGGCAUUGGGGAGGUAUUAAAACGCUUUGAGGAGGCAGCUUUCACCUGUGAAUAUAAGUAUGAUGGGGAGCGAGCACAGAUUCACAUCCUGGAGAAUGGUGAAGUACACAUCUACAGCCGGAACCAGGAGAACAACACAACCAAGUACCCUGAUAUUGUUAGCCGUAUCCCUAAGAUGAAAAAGAGCACUGUACAGUCAUGUAUCUUAGAUACGGAGGCUGUAGCCUGGGACCCUGAUUCCAAACAGAUCCAGCCCUUCCAAGUACUGACCACCCGCAAGCGGAAGGAUGUGGAUGCUGCAGAGAUUAGAGUGCAAGUAUGUGUGUAUGCAUUCGACAUGCUGUACCUUAAUGGGCAGUCUCUGGUUCGGGAACCCCUAUCCAAGCGCCGGGCCUUGCUACGUGAAUCCUUCACAGAGACUGAGGGCCAGUUCCUCUUUGCCACUUCCAUGGACACUAGUAGCACUGAUGAAAUAGCUGACUUCCUGGAGCACUCCAUCAAAGACUCCUGUGAGGGGCUCAUGGUGAAAACACUGGAAGUGGAUGCCACAUAUGAAAUUGCGAAGAGGUCCCACAACUGGCUAAAGCUUAAAAAAGAUUAUCUCGAGGGGGUUGGGGACACCCUGGACCUGGUGGUGAUUGGUGCCUACUUGGGCAAAGGCAAACGUGCAGGAACAUAUGGAGGCUUCCUCUUGGCCUGUUAUGAUGAGGAGAGUGAGGAGUUCCAAAGCAUUUGCAAGAUUGGCACUGGAUUCACAGAUGAGGACCUGGAGAAACUGCAUAUGUCUCUCAAGGACCAUGUCAUUCCACAACCACGCCCUUACUACCGCUGGGGUGGAACAGCUGAGCCUGACCACUGGCUUGAGGCUCAGCAUGUGUGGGAGGUGAAGUGUGCUGACUUAUCAGUUUCCCCCGUCCACAAGGCAGCCACUGGCUUGGUGGAUGAGGAAAAAGGCAUUUCCCUACGCUUCCCAAGAUUCCUGCGUGUUCGAGAUGAUAAGAAACCAGAGGAGGCUACAUCAAGCACUCAGGUAGCUGAGCUGUACCAGAAGCAGCAGCAGAUCCAGAACCAGCAGUCAGUCGAAAAAGGAGAUGACGACUUCUACUAAGGGUGUUUCUCUACCACUCCCUUGCAGUGAAGCUGGAACCUUCACACUUGUCAGGCUUGGUCUUCUGAAUUCACCCCACCCUAUACCCACUUCUGGAGAUCAGUUUGAGGAGUAUGCUUAAACUGGGUGCUGCCUUUCAUUCCAGUGUAUAGGCAAGAACACCAUGCUGCUUUCCCUGUGUCUGCACAAUUGCAGGCAAGUUUUAAAUUGAGUCAGCUAAUAAACCCUGAUAUUUUGUA